Messenger RNA from Phaedon cochleariae (mustard beetle), 3852 nucleotides. Lineage: Eukaryota; Metazoa; Arthropoda; Insecta; Coleoptera; Chrysomelidae. The record is from the annotation of a GenBank genome assembly.
AUGCGCGCGUGCCACGCGGCAGUACUCGCGCUGCCGGUGGUACUGGUACUGCUGGCGCCCCCUUCUGCGUCUGCGCACCGAAGCCCCGACGACUUCGACUUCGACGCCGACGACGACCUCGAGGUGGAGUUCGAGGGUGACGGCGUGUUCGAUGGGGGCGAUAGGGGCCGAGAAGCGACGGCGUAUGUAGGAAGGGCGUUCCGGCUAGCCGUGCCCAGGGCGGGGGUGGGGGUGGGCGAGAGGGGGUUCGAGGCGAAGCGCCAACCACCUGGAACCGCCCUCCCGCCGUGGCUACUCUUCGACCGGACGGACGGCAUUUUCUGGGGUGCCCCCCUUCUCCGAGACUCCGGCAAUUUGCGCCUGUCAAUCAAGCCAGCGGGCGCCACCGGCGAACCGUACGACGUCAAGAUAACGGUGGCUGAAGAGCUGCCAGACACCGCCGAAAAGUGCCCCGAAAACGAGGACGUCACCGUUCUGACGCUGCUGUUCGACAAACAAGCGGAAGCGAUCAAGCCCAAGCAGCGGGUGAUGGCUAUCCACAACGUCGCCAAGUUUUUCGGACUGCCCUACAGUGCCUUCACUUUGGAACCCCAGCUAGCCGAGGACGACAUCAACGACAGCUCGGUGAUCUUAGCGGGCCCCGGCAACUUAGCGUCCCGGAUCUCCAAGGCCACCACCACGCUCAAGGUCGCAGUAGGCUGCGACGGGCGAUUGCGAGUGGCUACCGCUCCGACGGUGCGUCAACUCAAGAGGCAAGCGAGGGACGGCACGAUAUCCGAGGUGGCGGGGUUGCCGCUGAUUGGCUGGCGGGUCAAGACGGAGACGAGAGAGGUAGUGGGGACGAAUAGGGAGAAGAGAGAUGUGAAGACGAGCAGGGAGAAGAGAGAGGUAUGGGUGCCGGCUGACGAGGAUGGGGAUGGAAGCGGAGACUACGAUGAAGAAGAUGAAUACUACGACGACUACGAAAAUUACGACGACGAUGAUCUAGGAGCCGUAGAAAAAGUUCCCCCUUCUCCGGAAAUACCGGUGACGUUGCCCCCAAAAAAGACCACAACUACAACAUCAACUACUAGUACCACUACCACCACUACCACGAGUACCACUACUACGACCGAAACUCCUACUCAUCCUCACAGGCAUCAUCAUGGAGAGAACAAUCUGAGCCUGCCAGUCCACCACCCAACCACCCACAAAGACCCACACAUCCCCAUCACCUUCCCUCCACCGACCACCCCACAACAACCCCCCAAACUUCCCCCCACCACCACCACAACCCCCAAACCACCCCCAACUCCCCCAAAAACCCCCGUGAAACCGGGCGACGUGCUCAGCUACGAAGACCCCUACGACUACGACUACGACGAUGAGGACGACUACGGCGAAGGCCCUGUAGAAAGCGAGACCGUAGUGCCGGAAGUCACCGGCAAAAAUAAAGAGCAGACCUUCGUGCCCGCUUUCGAGGACACCGAGAGCAUGACAACAGAAGAGAUUACUUCGGAGACGUCCAAAGCUACGUACGUAGCGAGUAGGCCGACUACGACUAGCACUACGACUACGACUACCGCCGCGCCGACGACUACGACGAUGGCUGCCACUACGACUGCUUCGACUGGCAGGCCUACUACUACUACUACUACUGGGACUGGAGUGAGCGGUACUGAGGCUUCGAUCGCCGUCGAGGUCACAGCAGAAGAUGAGAUCACUACAGAAACUGAAAGACCUACAACCAUCGUUCCUGAAUUGACCCACCCAACGGAAACUAGUACCCCUGCCACAACCACUACCGUUACUACAAACACCACGCCAGAACUGUUAGUACCAUCUCCGACUACUACAACUACAACUGCUGCCACUACAACCACAACUGAAGUCUACACCACCAAAGAAGAAACUACUCCCACCACGAUGCGAACCACCCCUCCUACUACAAAACCGAGCACCACCACCACAACUACCACCACCACCACCACCGAGCAAGUCGAGUACCACGACAAUUUCGACCCCAUAGUGUUGAACAGGCUGAAACAGAUGUCCGUGACGGCAGGCAAAGUCUUCAGAUUCGUCAUUCCCCCAGACACUUUCAGCGAUUUCGAAGACGAAUACGCCAUGACCUAUCAGAUACUGGACGCGAACGAAAGGACAGUCACCAACAACACUUGGUUGACCUUCAAUCCUACCAGAAGAGAAAUUUAUGGUUUACCCCUUGAAGAAGACAUCUCCAAAUGGGUGUUCUGGGUACAAGCGACAGACGGUGAUGGUGGCUCUGCCAAAGACAAGCUCAACAUCCAGGUUCAACAGCACAAACUAGACCUAGUCGUCAACCACGAGUUCAGCCUACACAUCAGAAUCGAGAAGCAGCAGGAGUUCCCGCACUACGUCGAUUGGUCUUUGAAAGUUUUGAGAGCACUCGGCAAGAUUUACAACACUAAUAUGUCAGAGAUCACUGUGAGGAGGAUCAAUUUCACCAGUGAGCUAGCCAUAUUCACUUGGAGCAAUGAUUCCAUAUCCGUACCAACGAAUUUCUGCCCAAAAACUGACAUAGAGGAUCUAUUCAAGACUUUGACAGCCAAUGAUAUGGGAGACCCUUCCAAGGAACUGAACAUGGCCCUGGCCCCAGAAUUAAGAGUGAAAAAGGUGACUUACCGAGAAAUAGGAGUCUGCGAGCAACCCAUGACACCAGUAACACCACCUGUAAACUUCUCACCGAUUCUCAGGAACCCCAUCGAUACAGUCAAUGCCACUGUAGGAGAAUUGCUAGUUUUCAAAGUCAGAGAUGACACUUUCUAUGACCCAGAAGACGUCGACCCUAGAAUGCUGAACAUAUCGCUGCUCACCAAAGACAGGCAACCUCUACCCUCGCACAACUGGCUGCAGUUCGACAACAAAAACCGCGAAUUUUUCGGCAUACCUCGCAAAGACGGCACCACCGAAUACCACUUGGUGUGCACUGACAGCGGAGGCCUACCGGUAACGGACAGCUUGGAAGUGGUAGUCACACCGCCAGACAAAAAGGCUUACAACGUCGAAUUCAGCAUGAACGUCAACAUCCAAUCGGACGAGUACAUUACGCACGAGAUGUUCGUGAACAAUGCGGUGUUGCAGAAAAAGAUGGUCGACAAAUUGAUGCUCUUAUUUGGAGAAGCGACUCCGUCAAACUUCCAUUUUCCGCCGUUCAGGAAAAGCGAAGAUUCCACAAUCGUCACGUGGUUCAACAAAUCUCUCCCAGUGCACAGGUGCCCUUUCGAAGAAAUCAAGCGGCUUGAAAGUAUCGUACACAACUUGAAUGACAGAUCGAUCUCGCACAGGGUCCACGCCAUCAUGGAACCGGAAUUCCGCGUGUCCACCAUAAAAGUGAACUUGAUGGGCAGCUGCAGGCCAAAGAAACCGAAAGAUAGCAGACCCGAAGAAGGUGUGCCGAUCGAAGAAACGACACCCCGAUCGAGCAACGACGAGUACCUCAUUACCUUCAUAGUACCGGCUGUUAUCAUCGCCAUCAUGCUUGUCUUGGCAGCCGUGGCUGCCAUCAUAAUGUACAGAAGAAGACGCAUGGGCAAAAUGAACGUGGAAGAAGACGGGAGACAGAGCUACGGUAACAAAGGUAUACCGGUAAUAUUCCAAGAGGAACUGGAAGAGAAGCCAGAACCAGGCACGAAAGCUCCCGUGAUCCUCAAGGACGAAAAGCCGCCGCUGGCACCGCCAGAGUACAGCAAGAGCGGCUCCGUCAAACUGAGCGACGACUCGGAGCCCUAUCAGCCGCCUCCGCCUUUUACUCGCACCCAGGACAACGGAAGACAGCCCAGACCAAAGCCCACCCCUACAUAUAGGAAACCGCCCCCUUACGUGCCGCCCUAA